AUGCAAAACAAACCAACCAACCAUACUUUUGAUGUUUGGCUGCAAUCCCUUGAGACCGUAUCUCCUAGACAUACGAUUGGCCUUCCCAUUGCAGCAAUUGCUGGUAUCAUUGGUUGGGAACUAUCGAAGGAGAGAUGUCGUGCUGUUUUUAAUGAAUUGUUGCCUUGUCCUCAGUCGGUUUUAGCCAAAUCUCUCGCCAGUAUUGUGGAACAAUGCAACUUACUUCCCCCCAUCCCCACCCGCUUUCCCCCCAGUAAUGAUGCGGUUUGGUAG
Molecule: messenger RNA, 273 nt
Organism: Prunus armeniaca (apricot)
Lineage: Eukaryota; Viridiplantae; Streptophyta; Magnoliopsida; Rosales; Rosaceae
Source: the annotation of a GenBank genome assembly